Daphnia magna is the source of this 1076-nucleotide messenger RNA. RefSeq names its product enolase-phosphatase E1 (gene Enoph). Gene Ontology annotation, molecular function: acireductone synthase activity; magnesium ion binding. The transcript has 7 exons. The record is from RefSeq and is a predicted model, not a curated record. Bases 274 to 1023 code for a protein of 249 amino acids. NCBI's taxonomy places the organism in Eukaryota, Metazoa, Arthropoda, Branchiopoda, Diplostraca, Daphniidae.
GGGUAUCUGCUUAAAUUCGUUCCAUCCAUCAGUUCAUAAGUUAUCGGGAUUUCCAAGUUUUCUCAAGUUUGUCUGCUUCUGUCGGUUUUCGCAAGCGUGGGAGCCUCGUUUCAACAUCUAAGCCGGAAGUGAGAAUAUUUUUGUAAUAAUUCAUUCUUGGAAGUCAGUGCAUUGCGACAGGUAGUAGACCGGACUUCAAAACGUUGUGAAAACGGACAUACCAAGUUAAAAAUAUAUUUAUUUUUUGUUACAUUUUCUCGUGCAAUAGCAAAAAUGACUAUCAAAUGUUUGCUGUUAGAUAUUGAGGGAACCACAACAAGCAUCAGUUUUGUCAAAGAUGAACUAUUUCCAUACAUAAGAAAAGAACUUCAAACCUAUUUGGAGGCAAACUGGGACUCCUUGGAACUCCAAAAUGAUAUUGAAUUAUUGAGGAAACAAGCCAUAGAGGAUACCCUCACUCUAGUUGGGGUACCUGAAAUUGCUAGUUCUGAUCAAACACCUGCCUCUAUCAUGACCUCUGUUAUUGCCAAUGUCAAUUGGAAUAUGGAUCAGGAUAGAAAGAUGACAGCUUUAAAACAAUUGCAGGGCCACAUGUGGAGAAAAGGCUAUUCAUCAGGAGAAAUUCAUGGCCAUUUAUACGAAGAUGUCGAAGAAGCAUUGAAGCUGUGGACAUCUAGCGGCAAAAAAGUAUACAUUUAUUCUUCUGGAAGUGUUGAAGCGCAAAAACUUUUGUUUGGUCAUUCCGUUGCUGGAAAUCUGCUACAGUAUUUUUCUGGUCACUUUGAUACGCAAAUUGGCUUGAAAAUUGAAACAGCCAGCUAUCGGGAAAUAUGUAAAUCGACAGGAUUUGCACCGGAUGAGAUAUUGUUUCUUACUGACCUUCCAACAGAAGCCCUAGCUGCCAGCGAAGCUGGUGUCCAGGUCAAACUGCUGGUUAGACCUGGUAAUGCCCCAUUGACUGAAGAAAUAGUUCAACGUUUUGGCAUUUGCCGCGAUUUUCGAGAAAUCAAGUUAAUUGAUUAAAAAAAAAACAGGUGGUAAGAAAAGACAGAAAUAAACACUUGUUUCAUUUGAAA